AUGGCAUACAAAUCUCUAGACGUAUCAAAAUAUUUCUCGCUAAAACUUUUCUUUCUUUAGAUAUAAAAAUAAUUUAACAUAUAUUUGUAAACAGCAACUUUAAGUAUGUCACAAGAUGAAGAUGUUGUAACAAGUCUGACAAAGGGGUGUUUUUUAUUUAAACCAAAAGAUGCACCGGUUCCUAAAAAACGUCGGAAGAAAGAAAAACAAGAUUUCCAGGAGCUGUCUUCAGAAGACUUCUUUUUCAAAUUCAAAGAAGAAAGCAAACAAAACCAUUCUGAUAGAUAUAUUACCUUUCAAAACUGUUGGAAUGAUUUAGAAGUUCAAAUAGAGAGUGUACAACAUGAACUGAAUGAAAAGUUAUUCGACGAUUUGCUGGUCUUCGUAAGCAACUCCUAUUCCAGACAGCAUCUUCAGUUUCCAGUUGCAGAAAUACCCACAGCAGCUUUAUUUACUGGAGUGAACUUACCAGACCACAAUCUUGUUUUUUCUCGAUUCGUAAGCAAAUUGCAACGCCUGUUGACACCACACGUGGCGCAACUUCAAUCUAAAGAUUGCAUAAAUUUGAGAUCUAUGUUAAAAUCAGCAUUCGAAGCAAUCGUAAAUUCAUCUGCUGAAGAGGAAAUAAACGAAUCUGAAGAAGAAACCGGAGAAGAUUGUGAUCUUAACAAAUCUCUUCAAAAGAAUCCAAAAUCAAAAAUAUUUAAAGACUACACUUUCAUAGAAUUAUUUGAGUGGUAUAAGGAGAAAUGUCAAUUGAGCCUGUCCGGAAUAAUCAACAAUGACAAGUCCAUGGAUAUUGUGGUUGAAACUUCUCAAGACAGCCCUCAAGCUGAUUUUAUCGGAUCUCGCCCGUUAGUGUUUAUUUUAGAAGAUUUCGAAAGGUUCUCCCCCAAUGUGUUGCAGGAUUUUAUCUUGAUCUGUAGUGAAUACGUUCCAAGUCUACCAAUUAUCUUGCUGUUCGGUGUGGCCACCACAUUAUCGGCUGUACAUCGUUCGUUACCCCACUUUGUUUCGUCGAGACUGUGCAUCGAAAAAUUUCAAGCUCUCCCUUCACUAGUGUGUUUAACUGAAGUCGUUGAUAAGGUUCUUAUUACCAAUACCAACGCUUUUAAACUUGGUCCAAAGGUCUUCAGACUGUUAUAUGAACAUUUUUUAUAUCACGACUUCUCCAUAAAUAACUUCAUUCGAGCAUUAAAGUUCUCCGUGAUGGAGCAUUUUUAUGGCAACGUGUUCAGUAUAAUAUGUACAACAGAAAAUGAAAUUAUUGAAGAUUAUGUUUUAGCCAUGGAUGCUAAGAAAUUAGAUAGUUUAAAAGAAUUAGAAUCCUUUGCCAGUUAUUUAGAUAAAAAGUCUGAAAGUGAGCAAAAAAAGCUGGAAAACGAUAAACAGUAUAUGAAAGAAACCAUUCUUCAGCUAAUAACAGAGUUACAACUCCAGGAGCAAGUUUUUUACCCAAAUGUGAAAUGUAUCCAUAUUGUUGCGUCAAAAUUGCCUGGUCAUCCAAUGGGCAAAAGACUUCGAGAUACAUACGAAUAUUGUACAAUCAGCCCAGACAUAACGAAAGACAAACAAUACAAAAAUGCUAUGUCUCUGACGAGGUUUUUAUCUCGCGAUGAGUUGCUUCCAAUACUUCAAAACUGCCAAAAUGUGUUGCAAGCUGCUAUAUUGGAUAAUAAAAAUUGCCACACCUUCCAACAACAUGUCGAUGCUUUUCAAACCUUUACAAAAAGGUUUGAAGAUUUAGAGAAUACAGCUGUUUAUGAAGAUGAAAAAGCGACCAAGGAACCAGUUAAACCAACCAAAGUUUUUAAAAACAGAUACGAGUUUCAAGAGAAAUUGAAAAAAGCUGUGAAAGAAAAAAAGAAAGAAAGUCCUUACGAGAAGUUACGAAAUGAUAUUAUCGAUGAGUUCGAUUGCAUGUUCAAAAAAUUUUUUCGUUCACCUUUGUCCAUGCCAUUCCAUGAAAUCUUUUAUUUUAACGACAUGCAGUUGGUAAAACAACGUAUAAAUGGAACACCUCGAGGAGCCAUUCAAAAAGCCUUAUCCAAUCCCAACUUUUAUUUACGGUGUACUUGCUGUCCACCUGAAAAAGGAGACAUACAACCUACGAUGCCAGACGUUUGCAUAUUAUAUAAACUUCAUUUGGAAGGAGGAAAACUUAUCAACCUCUAUGAUUGGCUGCAGGCUUUUAUGACCGUUAUCGAUCCGUCUCUUUCUGACACAAGCAAGAAAAAAAGCCAGAAAAAGAAAAAGCUAGAAGAACAGUUGCAGGCUCGGUUCAUACGUGGUGUAUCUGAGCUACAAUUCUUAGGUUUCAUCAAAGCUACUAAACGCAAGACAGACCACGUUGCGCGUUUAACAUGGGGAGGAUGCUGAUUCAGAUGCAGAAACGACGCCAUUAUGGUCAGCUGUUUAGAACACAUACUGUAAAUACUUCUUGAAAAGACACGCUAAAUAUU
Messenger RNA from Hydractinia symbiolongicarpus, 2462 nucleotides. RefSeq names its product origin recognition complex subunit 3-like. The record is from RefSeq and is a predicted model, not a curated record. Bases 106 to 2379 code for a protein of 757 amino acids. Lineage: Eukaryota; Metazoa; Cnidaria; Hydrozoa; Anthoathecata; Hydractiniidae. Gene Ontology annotation, cellular component: DNA replication preinitiation complex; nuclear pre-replicative complex; nuclear origin of replication recognition complex. Gene Ontology annotation, biological process: DNA replication initiation; DNA replication. Gene Ontology annotation, molecular function: DNA replication origin binding. The transcript is spliced from 26 exons.